This is a messenger RNA of Diatraea saccharalis (sugarcane borer), 3432 nucleotides long. NCBI's taxonomy places the organism in Eukaryota, Metazoa, Arthropoda, Insecta, Lepidoptera, Crambidae. The record is from the annotation of a GenBank genome assembly.
GUCACUGUCAAUUUAUCUUGUCAUCGGUGGUGGUCGAAGUUUGCGAAUUAAUUUUCUUAUAAAAUUAAUUUUGUUUUGAAAUCAUAACAUAUAGCUUCCACUCUUAAAAUAAAUUAUUAAUAAGAUUUCACUAAUAACGUCAAAUAAUCUUAACAGUUUUGUUUGUGAUUGAUACGUCAUUAUGUUGAUAAUUUUAUCUUACGUCUAACGGUAGAUUUGUAAACAUUAUUUUUAAAGUUGAAUACUAAGUAUCCAACUCAGUUUGACCUUUUUUACACUCCCUUGAACUAUAAAUAAAUAAAUCAUUCUAUGUGGACGUAAUUUAAAGGUCUAUUGUUAUUUAACAUUAUUGAUAAAACGAAACAAACGGGCUUUGUCCUAGCUAGUCAUUUCAUUUUAAAUAUUUCUGUUUCCAGUGUUCACUUUGUUAAAAAAAUAGAAUUAGAUGCACGGAAAUUAAUGAAUGAAAUUGUAUGAUAAUUAGUCAAAUGGUAAAUAAUCACUUAUAACUUUAAAAGAAUAAUACAUAAUUUAAAAUGUAUUUUUAGAUGUUCUAGCAGAGAAUUGUUAAAAAAAAUAUUUAGCUCACCGUCUGUUUAAAUUUGGCACUCAAUAAUUCUAAAUAUAGAACUAAUGAGUAAACAGACUAAUCACUAUUAGUAAAUCUGAUAUAAAUACAAUUUAUUAUUGCCUUUCAGCUUUCAAGUACAAGUACUGCAAAUUAUUUUGAUAUUAUAGAUCAUGAAGCACCUAGCUGCUUGGUAUCAAAAAAAGAUCAGCUCGUACGACAAAGAAGAAUGGGAGACGAUGGUGGAACAGCUCCUAAUGCGCGGCACUUACCGGCGCCGCAUCGUCGACUUUUCAUCACACGUGCGCUCAUACCUCAUAGAUGUAGACUUAGUGAGAGGAUCAUCAUUCCCUAAAGCAAAGCCAACGCUAGGCAUGCGCCGUGUAGUAUGGUUCGCUCUAGUACGCCUCGUGUUUCUUCCGGGAUUACACCAGUGGUGGGUGCAACAGACGUCGCCGGCAUGCGCGAAUUUUCUCCUUGCGUUAUGGAUAAUGCAAGUGCUCAACAUUACCUUAUAUUUUAUGGCACCGACUGAUAUAGUUGUUGAUGCCAAUUGUUGGUUAGUCCCUCUGGGUUUGAUGUUGGUGCUAAGCGUUGUACAUUCACAAAUCGUAAGCACCACGGAAAUGGAGUUAGCAAGAGUACGUCCACGAGCCACUUAUCGAAGAAAACUGCCGCGCUACUUCAGGAGGACACGGUCUGAAUGCGACGGAGGCAGUGGCGGUGGUUCCGCGGAGAGUGGUGCUACAUCGAGUCAAAGUAAAACUCCUAAUAAGCCAACAAAAUUUCGACGAAGACAGUCGCGUACGGAUUUAACUGAAAAUGGUUUAAGAAAACGGAAGAAGGAAUUGACGAAAGACAAUCUAAUGAAUACCCUUGAUCCAUCAAUUAAAAAUAAAUCUUUAAUUAAAAUGAAAGCUAAAGAUUCUGACGAUGAAGACUAUAUGCCUUGGAAGAAACCUGAUCUCACUACACCCAUUGUUACGUUUACACCACCAUCAGAUGUUGCUACCCCUAGCACAUCGUAUGGCUAUAAAGCUAACUUAACAAAAAAACAUCUAGAAACAUUCAACAUUAGACAAGCGCAGCAUUCAAAUGUUGCAAGACCCUUUUUCGCUGAUGGAGACGAUGGCUUUGAAAGUCUUAACGGGUACAACUCUAAUGGUAGUGACGCCGAGAAUCGGUCAAAAGAAAUCGGAGCUGAAGUUCAAUUAAAAAAUAAUGAGACUGUUAGCACAAUUAAUAAAAAGGAAGAAGCAUUAAAUGUAAAUAUUAUUAAAGAAGGUAAAAAAGUUCCUAAUGAAGAAAACAAUUCCAAAGAGCAAGACAAAGUGAAAAUAAUAAAUGCGAGAAAUGAAGACGAUGACAAAUCGGUAGAUCCCGAAUCUGAUGGCGGCGGUCCAACCAGCAGUCCGACAGUAACGAAACGAAUUGGUGUAAGAUUCAGAGGAUCGUGGAUUCAAGAUUCUUUACCUAAAGAAUCCAGUGACGACGAGUUUAGCGCAAUCAAAAAGAAACAAAAGAAAUUAGAUAAUUACCAGUCGUCGUCAUCCGAUGGCGAAUGCUCGGCUUCGGCGCCAUCUAUCGCCCUACCAUCGCACCAUACCAUGUCUGACUGGGUUGGCCAAACCACUAACAGUGAAGAGAGCAGUUAUGGAUCGCAGUCCGAAGGUGGUCAUUCAGAUGUUGAAUUCCGUUACGCAGCAGACAGUUCAUGGGAUCCUUUUGCUUUGCUAGAUCCCACCAGUGAUACAGUGAAAUGCACUAUGUGGGAACGCGGCUCAAUGCUGCGAGCGGAACUGUCCGCCGUAGAUAUAAGUUGGUAUGUGGUGGCUCGGGCGGAACGAGCUAUGGCUGCCGACGGCUGUUUCUGGGCGGGUAUAGCUAUGGCCGCCGCCAUAGCACUUUUCUCGCCUAUAUCUAGAUUAGUUCAGGUAGCCAUUGAUCAAGAAACCAGAACAGAAGAAGAACUCCAAUCUGUGUCGCCAUUCACAUACAUCCCUUACUUAAUGAUCAGUUACAGCCAGGGAUCUUUGUUCUGUAUAUUUAACGGUGCAUUUGGUGAUAGCUUUUGGGAGAUAUCAACGAACAUGCUGUCUUGCGUACUACGAUUCGCCCUAAGCGGUCUCGUGUUCUUCCUGUUAGCGGUGGCAGAGAGAGCAUUCAAGCAACGAUUCUUAUACGCGAAACUGUUCUCUCAUCUGACGUCCGCUAGACGCGCUAGAAAAUCGGAGUUACCACAUUUUAGAUUGAAUACAGUCCGAAAUAUAAAGACUUGGCUGUCCACACGGUCCUAUUUACGGGAUUCGGUUACUCUCGAGAGGGGUUGGUUGAUUGAAGCUAUGUUGUGGAGCACGUGUCUCGGCAUCUACCUCCUGCGACUUUUAACUUUAGGCAGCAACGUGAAUAGGAAAUAUCGGGGAUGUCUUUCUGCCUUAUUAACGGAGCAAAUUAACCUUCACCUGGCUAUGGAACAAAGGCCAGAGAGCAAAGAACAACUCACCAUUACUAACAAUGUUUUAAAACUGGCUGCCGAUCUUCUCAAGGAACUGGAUUCGCCGUUUAAAAUAUCGGGUAUAUGUGCCAAUCACUAUCUAUACACAAUAACUAAGGUAGUUAUUCUUUCCGCACUUUCAGGGGUGCUCUCGGAAAUGCUAGGAUUUAAAUUAAAGUUGCACAAAAUUAAAAUCAAAUAGAGAAUGCGAUUUCGUAAAAGAUGUCUAUUUAAGAAAGGAAUAAUAUGCAACAUAUUAGUCCUAAGGAUAUAGAAACGGGAAGAAUUAAUUUGAAACCCAGUUUUGGGAACUAAACAUGUGGACCCAAUCUUAUAGAUAGAAAAAUCGUAUAGAUACGUACUUAGUUGA